Setaria italica (foxtail millet) is the source of this 3149-nucleotide messenger RNA. Its product is annotated as protein STRUBBELIG-RECEPTOR FAMILY 8-like. NCBI's taxonomy places the organism in Eukaryota, Viridiplantae, Streptophyta, Magnoliopsida, Poales, Poaceae. The record is from RefSeq and is a predicted model, not a curated record. The coding region runs from base 386 to 2659 and encodes 757 amino acids. Gene Ontology annotation, biological process: protein phosphorylation. Gene Ontology annotation, molecular function: protein binding; protein kinase activity; ATP binding. The transcript is spliced from 17 exons.
CACGCCUCCGCCCUUUCCCUCCCAAAACGAAAAGCUUCCCUCCCUCCCUCCGCACCAAACCAAAACCCCAAACCCUUGCCGCCCCGGGAGCAUCUGCAUCGCCCAGCCGACCACGCCGGGCGAUUCGGCCCCCUAUAGGUCGUCGGGCUCCUCCAAUUCCCGACCGGGUCCCGUGAUCCGAGCGCGAUCUCGCGGGUCGGCGCGGAAUUGGGGGAGGGAUUUCAGACGGCGCCGCAACUCGCAAGCCCGCGGCUCCCCCGGAAGCUUCCGGAACGUUCUAGGGCCUCCUGCUCCGGUUCGCGCGCGCUCGGGAUUGCUCGAUCCAGCCCGGGAUUUCGCCGGGAACCGGCGCGGCGGGUUUAGGGGCCGCGCGUGAGGAGUCGGAAUGGCGGCGCCGCGCCGCCUCCUCGCCGUGGCGGUGCUCUGCGCCGCGUUCGCCUCCGCUGCUUCCUUCACCGACCCCCCCGAUGCGAUAGGACUUUGGGGGUUAUAUCGCACAUUGGAGUCGCCGUGGCAGCUUUCUGGUUGGACAUUCCAGGGUGGCGACCCAUGCAGUGAGGGUGGUGGGCGUGGACGGUGGCGAGGCGUCUUUUGCAAGGGAUCGUCAGUUGUCACAAUAAGCAUUAGCGGGCUCGGAGUUGGUGGAUGGCUUGGCCCAGAGCUGCUCAAGUUUCAGUCAUUGAAAAAACUGGAUCUGAGCUUCAAUAACAUUACUGGUGAAAUCCCGCCCACUUUGCCCCCAAAUGUGGAACACCUAAAUUUGGCAGCCAACAAGUUUGAAGGGAAUAUACCAGCAUCAUUGCCAUGGUUGCACUCCCUGAAAUACCUGAACUUCAGCUACAAUAAACUCUCUGGAGUAAUUGGUGAUGUUUUUGUUAACAUGGAUAGCUUAGAAACGAUGGAUUUGUCAUUCAACGCUUUCAGCGGUGACCUACCAAGAUCGUUUAGCUCAUUGACUAACCUCCACUAUCUUUAUCUACAUCAUAACGAGUUCACAGGAUCUGUGAUUUUGUUAGCAGGCCUUCCACUGUCAUCCCUCAACAUUGAAAAUAAUCACUUCAGUGGUUAUGUUCCCGGAACAUUUGAGUCCAUUCCUGAGCUGAGGAUUGAUGGAAACCAGUUUCAACCUGGUUUCAGAUAUGCAUCGUCCUCAUUUACUAGGAGGACCCAUUCACCUCCACCUCAAUCUUUGCCUCCAACUCCACCUCCACCUCCAACCCGACCACCUCCACCAGCAGCUAAGCAGAAUCCAAAGCGCAAGCCAAAAUCUCCAAAGCCUUCUUUGGUGUAUUCUUCUCUGCAAAGUAACAGCCAGCAUAGGAAGUCACACUCUCGAGUGACAGUUGCUGCAGUAGCUAGUGCCACAUGUACAGUGUUUCUACUACUCAUUGUUGGAUUGGUUCUGAAAAGUUGGAAAAGCUGUUCAUUGUGCCCUAAGAGCACCUCUAACUGUGCCAAGACUUUCCCAGCCAAUAUGGAAGCAGUCCCUAAAGCAAAUGAGGUCCUGUACUCUUGGAGUUCUCUGUUGAUUGGCAGUGAUCCUUCAUCUACUAAUGACAUUACAUCUGACAGAGUUCCCAAAAUAAAAAGUUGGUCCAAGACAUCUAAAAACCUUCUAACUGCUAAACAGUUUCCAGCUGCUGACAUUCUGGCAGCUACCAGGGACUUCAAUGAAGAAUGCCUUAUCGGUGAAGGUUUCACUGGCCGAGUUUACAGAGGCGAUUUUUCUGAUGGCCAGCUCCUGGCUAUCAAGAGGAUUGACAUGGUAGACCUAUCAUUAUCAGAACAAGAUGAAUUGAUGGACAUGCUUUGGAAUAUCUCCAGAUUAAAGCACCCUAAUAUCUGUGCGCUUGUGGGAUAUUGUGUGGAGUUUGGACAUUGUGCGCUUCUAUCUGAGUAUGCAGAAAAUGGCUCUCUUGAUGAUCUUUUGUUUUCAGCAGCCACAAGAUCCAGGGCUUUGUCAUGGAAAGCUCGGAUGAAGAUUGCUCUUGGAGUUGCCUAUGCUCUGGAAUACAUGCACUUGACGUGUUCCCCUCCAGUUGCUCAUGGAAAUAUUAAAGCGAGAAAUAUUUUGCUUGAUGCUCAGCUCAUGCCCUACCUCUGUGACAGCGGAUUAACCAAGUUAAGCCAUUUUGUCAGCACCGCAAGAAUAAUGAAGGAUCCAGAAGCUAUCACCAGUGCUAAAGGCUAUGCUGCCCCUGAACUUACUGAGCCAGGAGCAGAUGCCAUCAAAGCUGAUAUUUACAGUUUUGGUGUGAUUUUACUUGUUCUUUUGACUGGGCAAAAGGCUUUUGACAGUUCAAGGAGGCAAAAUGAGCAGUUUCUAGUAGAAUGGGCAGCUCCUCAUCUCAAUGACCUUGAUUCUUUGGAAAGAAUAACUGACCCAAGAAUUAGUGGCUCUAUGCCAGCUAAAGCUAUCUCUUCAUUAGGCAUCAUCAUCUUGCUUUGCAUCAAGCAGUCACCAGAUCUCCGCCCGCCGAUGACAAUCAUAGCAAACAAAUUAGUAAAGCUUGUCCAAUCAACAGGUCUUCAAAAGACUAGCACAGCACAGCACUUUGAGUUCAAUGCUCAGGACCCCUCUUUCGUAACAACUCGACCUUACUUUGAGCCAUCCUCUACUGUCAGCCAGGGUGGAACCGAGAGCUGCAUCUCCCAAUGAUGAAGGCCUGUUGUGUUCUUCCCCAAUCCUUCCAGGUCUCAUUCUGCCUUAUCCACUCAAUGGCACUCCAAGUAUCUCAACCCUCCCAACUCUUUCCCAUUUCUUACUGAUGCCAGUUGGCAAUGCCCAAAUCUGCUGUGUUGCAACACCCUGAUUACCGGAUGACAUCGGAUAGAUUCAAGUUUUAACCAUUGUCUACAUAGAAAUGAGUGAAACAAACUGUAGUUAACUCCUGCAGAAAUUGGUGCAAGCCUGGUUACCCGUACAGCCAUGGCUUACGGGUUCAGGGUUCUUACCCCACAUCACUUUGGGACCGGAGUUUCAGUUGAGCCCCAUAUGGAGGUGAUAUUUUUGGCUCUUAUGUAGUUUGUCCAGGAUCCCCGGCCCAUUGGCUGGUCCAGGCUUACACCUGCCCUCACUUCCUGUAUAGUCAUCAGCUGUGUACGCUCGCUGCCUAUGAAAAAAAACCGCGAAGAUAAGACGUUUGCUA